CUCUACCUUACAACAACAGCAACAACAACAACAACAACGACCAAAGGAUCAUGGACACUAGCCACCAUCACAACCAUGUCGGUUCCCCAUCAUACUGCCCUUAUCCCAACUGGAUGGAUACUACACCGUAUCCAAGUCCCUACCAUCACAGCACCGGAUAUGACAUGAGCCCCAUGCUCGACCGAGUGGAUACGCCGCCCUAUUGCGACAGUGCUCCAAGCACCAGUGGUACUUUUACACCAUCGGGCACUCAUGCUGCUGCUCAUGCUGCUGCUUCUGCUGCUGGUGGCGAUAUGUCCAUCGACACCGUGUUUGCCGAAGGCCCUCCUUCUGUCUUUUCAGAUCAUCCACACACGCCUCCUCUUAUGCCAUCCUGCAACUCUCCUGCUGCAGCGGCGGUGAUUGUGACAUCAGCAGUAGCAGAACAACACCAACACCAGCAAACGUCUUGGUGUGAGCCAACACUACCACUACCACCGUCAUGCGCUUAUUCUUCGUCUUCUUCGUCCAUGCCCCCAACUCCGCCUGAUCCUACAGCGAUGCCUGGUUUCUUUGCACCUGGAUUAAUGCCUCCUCCAUUGCCAUCCGUCUAUCCAUGCAUGCCGCCUCCGACUACUACUACUCUUCUUCUCGGUCGUGCUCCUCCUCCUCCUCCUCCUUCUGCUACUGUCACUGCUCCUACUAGGGCAUCAUCAAGCCUCAUCAUCAAGCGCAAGUCAAAGCGAGCGGACAAGCCCAAGGACAAGAAGAAAUGUGCCAACUGUGGAGCAACAAAGACGCCAACAUGGCGACGUGGCCCAGUAACCCGAUGGCUCUUGUGCAAUGCCUGUGGCCUCUAUGAAAAAGUAAGCCGAAAACGUCGGGUAGUGACAAUACAGCCCGAUGGUAAAACCAAAAUUUCACGCGGCGCUUUGAACGGUCAGCAGCAAGAAGACCAAAAACAACAAUGCUCUCGAUGCGCAGUCCACACGGCCAAGCGCUGGCAUGAGCGUACGCUUUUCAAUGUCGUUGCUGCUGCUGAUGAAAACACCCUUGACAAUAACAGCAGCAGCAACAGCAACAAGAAACAACAGCAGCGAGCAGGACGUCAAUCCAAAGAAAUCUUGUGUGAUCGAUGUGCACGGUCUACAACAGCAAUGGUAUCACUACCAAUAUCCAUGUCAGCAGCAUCAUCCAAUUAA
This is a messenger RNA of Zychaea mexicana, 1181 nucleotides long. RefSeq lists its product as uncharacterized. Gene Ontology annotation, molecular function: sequence-specific DNA binding; zinc ion binding. The record is from RefSeq and is a predicted model, not a curated record. Gene Ontology annotation, biological process: regulation of DNA-templated transcription. Lineage: Eukaryota; Fungi; Mucoromycota; Mucoromycetes; Mucorales; Lichtheimiaceae. The coding region runs from base 51 to 1181 and encodes 376 amino acids. The transcript is spliced from 3 exons.